Messenger RNA from Seriola dumerili (greater amberjack), 2842 nucleotides. RefSeq names its product solute carrier organic anion transporter family member 3A1-like. The coding region runs from base 508 to 2610 and encodes 700 amino acids. Gene Ontology annotation, molecular function: protein binding. The transcript is spliced from 10 exons. The record is from RefSeq and is a predicted model, not a curated record. Gene Ontology annotation, cellular component: membrane. Lineage: Eukaryota; Metazoa; Chordata; Actinopteri; Carangiformes; Carangidae. Gene Ontology annotation, biological process: prostaglandin transport; transmembrane transport; sodium-independent organic anion transport.
UUGAAGGAGAGGGGGAGGAACAGAGAGAGAGAGGGAGAGAGAGAUUACACCUCUCUCGUCCUGCUUUGGUCUUUGAAUGGGAGGAGCAACAUACCACAGCCUGCAGUAUGCAGAGCUGCGGAUCAGAACCGGGCUCAGAAACCAAAACUAGUCGGCACCAGUCGAGGGAGGAGAUGUAACAUCCCGGAUGUGGAGAAACAGCGUCCUGUAAUUCUACGUCGGGUCUUAGAAGCCGUCACACAUAUACAUGCGUAACCUACGUAUUUAAAUAUGAUGUAGCCGAUACGCACUGGCUGGACAGGCGGUGAAGAGAGGUCGCUGACGGACUGUGCGUAAUGCUGAGUGGACAGCAGCAUUUCUCGCUGUAUAUUCCAGCCUAGACGGGCUAUUGACAGGAGAUUCGCACUUCUUCUGCAGUGCAGCUCGUCAUCAGAACCCGAUGCGCUCCGCCGGACCGGACCCGUUCAGUUUCAUGCCGUCCAACCCGACUGGAGCCUGAGCCGAAGGAUGCAGGUUAAAAACCAGAUCUGCACCGAGCGGAGCAGCACCGACGACCCGGAGCAGGAUGACAACCAGAAGAAGACCUCGUGUUUUUCCAACAUUAAGAUUUUCCUGGUGUCGGAAUGUGCGCUCAUGUUGGCACAGGGCACCGUGGGCGCCUAUCUGGUAAGUGUUUUAACAACUCUGGAGAGACGCUUCAACCUCCAGAGUGCCGAUGUGGGCGUCAUAGCCAGCAGCUUCGAAAUUGGCAACCUGGCCCUCAUCCUGUUUGUCAGCUACUUUGGCGCCAAGGCCCACAGACCCCGCCUGAUUGGCUGCGGGGGGAUCGUCAUGGCGCUGGGGGCAUUGCUAUCAGCCCUGCCGGAGUUCCUGACUCAUCAGUACGAGUACGAGGCCGGGGACUCAUGGCACGCUGAGGACGGCAGGGACGUCUGCUCCAACAUCUCCAGGUCAGAAAACCGAGACUCUGGGUUUAAAUGUGGCAACCGAGCCAACACCAACAUGAUGUACCUUCUGCUGAUCGGAGCCCAGGUUCUGCUGGGCAUUGGAGCAACACCUGUCCAGCCUCUGGGAGUGUCCUAUAUCGAUGACCAUGUCCACAGGAAGGACUCCUCACUGUAUAUAGGUAUUUUAUUUUCAACGCUGGUGUUUGGCCCGGCCUGUGGCUUCAUCUUAGGUUCCGUCUGUACCAAAGUCUAUGUUGAUGCUGUCUUCAUUGACACCAGUAAGCUGGACAUCACCCCAGAUGACCCUCGCUGGAUCGGGGCGUGGUGGGGCGGCUUCCUCCUUUGUGGUGCCUUACUCUUCCUGUCAGCCCUCUUCAUGUUCGGCUUCCCCCAGGCGCUGGACGAGCAGGACAUGGACGGUGGAGGGGAGAGUGAGCAGGCCAUGCUGCCUUCUUCCCUGACCCUGGAAUACCAGGGCUCUAAACCCAACGGGGCCAUUCAUGGUUUUGAUAUGAACAGUGGACUCUCAGUCUGUGAGCAUCUGAGAGUAAUCCCCCGGGUAACCAGGCACCUACUCUCUAACCCGGUGUUCAGCUGCAUCACGCUGGCAGCCUGCAUGGAGAUAGCUGUAGUUGCUGGCUUUGCUGCCUUCCUUGGCAAAUACCUGGAGCAGCAGUUCAACCUUACCACCUCCUCAGCCAAUCAGCUGCUAGGUAUGACGGCGAUCCCCUGUGCCUGUCUGGGUAUCUUCCUCGGAGGGCUGCUGGUUAAGAAGCUGAACCUGUCUGCUCUGGGUGCUGUCCGUAUGGCCAUGCUGGUCAACCUGGUGUCCACUGCCUGCUACGUCUCUUUUCUCUUCUUGGGGUGUGACACUGGACCUGUCGCAGGGGUUACAGUGGCCUAUGGCAACGAGACGUUGCAGUCUUGGCAGCGACCUGAGUCAGCAUGCAUCAGUAACUGUAACUGCUACACAGCAUCAGUGAGCCCCGUCUGUGGUUCCAAUGGAGUCACCUACCUCUCAGCCUGCUUCGCUGGCUGCACCAAACCAAACCUGACCAGCUGUACGUGUAUAUCCAACAACAGUGAAGAUGCUGUGGCUUUGCCAGGAAAGUGUCCCAGUCCAGGCUGUCAGCAGGCCUUCCUCACCUUCCUAUGUGUUAUCUGUGUGUGCAGCAUGAUCGGAGCGAUGGCCCAGACGCCCUCCGUCAUCAUCCUCAUCAGAACCGUAAGUCCAGAGCUUAAAUCGUACGCCCUUGGAGUUCUGUUCCUGCUCCUGAGACUUAUAGGCUUCAUCCCUCCCCCUCUGAUCUUCGGCAUGGGCAUCGACUCCACCUGUCUGUUCUGGAGCUCGGUUUGCGGCGAGAAGGGAGCCUGCAUGCUGUAUGACAACGUGGCCUACAGGCAUCUGUACGUCAGCAUCGCCAUCGUCCUCAAGUCAUCAGCCUUCGUCCUGUACACCACCACGUGGCAGUGUUUGAGAAAGAACUACAGGAAGUACAUCAAGAACAGCGAGGGUUACCUCACUCCCACCGAACUCUUUGCCUCCAAUGUGACUCUGGACAAUUUGGGCAAGGAGAUCACGCAGAACCCAGUCAACAGGACAAAGUUCAUAUACAACCUGGAGGACCAUGAGAUGUGUAACAACAUGGAGUCAGUUUUAUAGUGUCACUCUGCACCGGGACUGCAGACUAGAACUGUUAAUGUGCAAUUGACCUGAUGUGCGAUGUUUCUUUGGUGUCGUCUUGGUUUAGAAGAAUGUCCUCAGUAAGGGUUUUAUCUUCUUCUCACCCAAAACAUCAGACAUAAUGACAAAAUUGAAGAGGUGUUUCCCAAAAUGCUCUAUAUCCACAUUGCACUCAAUUUUUUAUUUUCUAUUUUUUACUAAAAUAUAAAUU